UCACUCAGAUAAUAACUAAAAUGUGCUAAACAGUAUUAAAAGUUUUUAGUCGGAUUUUGAACUUGAAAGGUGUAGUACGUAUAACCACAAUUAAAACUAACAGAUACAUUUGCCAGUACUAAAGUCAAUAGCGUUCCCUACACAAACCAAAAAUGAUUAUUAAAAAUCCUUACAAUAUAGUUGUGCCGGCUUAUUUGGAUAAUGAAUUUUUCACUACAGCCUUAGAAGAGGGUCUUCGAGAAGCAAAAAUUAAUAUAACUGAAAUAAAUUUUGAAUGGGGCAGUAAUCCGGGCGAUAAUUACUGUUCGUGCAUAUAUCGUGUUGUUGUCUUAUACGAACGACUGAGUGGCGAAUACAAUCAAAAGGAGCAAUUAAAUUUAAUAGUGAAGAGUAUACCGAUUACCAAAGAAACACAAUUUUUGGAAGAUGUGGGUGUAUUUAUCAAAGAAAAGAUAAUCUAUACAGAUAUUUUGCCGAGAUUAGAGAUUUUAGGACAAGAUUUUAAGUUUGGUGCAAAUUGUUAUUACACUAUUAAGUCACCAACUCAGACAAUCGUUUUUGAUGAUCUACAAGUGGAUGGAUUUAAAUUGGCAGCACGUCAAGAUGGUUUGGAUUGGCAUCACAGCCUUUUGUUGCUACAACAGCUGGGCAAAUUUCAUGCCACUUCAAUGGUUUUGGCUAGAAAGCUUAUAUAG
Molecule: messenger RNA, 695 nt
Organism: Teleopsis dalmanni
Lineage: Eukaryota; Metazoa; Arthropoda; Insecta; Diptera; Diopsidae
Exons: 3
Coding region: 153-695 (180 amino acids)
Source: RefSeq, a predicted model, not a curated record